ACAGCGAGCUAGGCUAGUUAGGAAGAGAGCGCAGGGAUACAGCGAAAGAACGAGGCAAAAACAAACACGAGAAAAAAAAAGGAAGCGAAAGAAAGAGGGGAAGGGAUAUCAGUGUGUGUGUGUGUGUGUGUGUGUGUAUAUAUAUAAAUAUAUAAAUAUAUACAGGAGGGGGAAGAAGAAAAGAGGUGGUUUCCGCCAUGAUUGUGUGUUUGUAGGACUGGCGAUGAAACCGAGUAGCCAUGGCCAUGUCUCUGAGUGCAGACGAUGAGGAUUACGACUCGGACACAGCCGAACAGCAAAGGCCCGCCAACCGGCCCAAACCCAAGAUGGCGUCCACGCCCACGGCGUCCACGCCCACCACCUCUACGUCCUCCUCCUCGGCGGGGGGCGUGGUGAAGCUGCCAUCCAACCGGAGCUCGUCGGGGGCACGGCGCAGACGCACACGCUGCAGGAAGUGUGAGGCGUGUGUAAGGAGUGAGUGUGGAGAGUGUCACUUCUGUAAGGACAUGAAGAAGUUCGGGGGACCGGGACGCAUGAAGCAGUCCUGUAUCAUGAGGCAGUGUAUCGCUCCUGUUCUGCCUCACACAGCGGUGUGUGUGGUGUGUGGAGAAGCCGGUAAAGAGGACACACUUGACGAUGAGGAGGAGAAGUUUAACGCCAUGCUAAUGGAGUGCUCCAUCUGCAACGAGAUCGUCCACCCGAACUGCCUGAAGGUGAAGGACGCUGCGGGCGUGGUCAACGAUGAGCUCCCUAACUGCUGGGAGUGUCCCAAAUGUAACUACGCAGGGAAGACUGGGAAAGCCUGCAAGCAAAAACGAGGCCCAGGAUUUAAGUACGCGUCCAACCUGCCGGGCUCGCUGCUGCGGGAGCAGAAGUCCACGCGGGACGGCAAGGACGAGGGCGAGCGCAGGAGGGCCGAGAGGGACGACGCCACCAGGAUGCCCUGUGACGACACGCCCACGCUGCUGAUGCCCAGAGACGUGCCCCGCCCCCGACCCGACAUGCCCAACUUCCUCAGGAAGAAGAAGAAGCUGUUUGAUGAUGACGAUGAGGAAGAGGACACCGGUGCGAAGAAGAAGCUGAAGAAGCCGUGGAAGCCGGAGGAUUCGUUACUGCCGAAGAUGUCCUCGAUGAAGAUGGAGGAAGAGGAGCAGUCAGAGGCGGAGGACGAGAGGGACGAUGAGAACAAACAGCCGCCACGCGGCCCAACCAGGAAGGAGUUCGGGACUGUGAGGAAGCAGGAGGACGAGGAGGACGAGGACGACACGCACAAGUUUGUGAAGGAGGAGGAGGAGGAGGAGGAUGAAGGCAGCGAGCUGCAGGAGCGCGUGCAGAGAGCGCAGCGCGCCAAACGAGCCCAGCGCAGGAGGACCGGACGCAACGAGCACCCGCUCGCUAACGAGAACCUGCAGCCCGACGACAGCGAGAACGACGAGGUCGACAAGAAGAACUUCAGGAACGGAGAGAACGGAGAGAGGGCGCACCUGCGGGCGCGGGAGAUGAACGGUGCAUCAUGGGAGUUGCGUCACUUUUACCCGUCUCAGAUCGUACCCCUGGGUCUGAACCGUAUCCCCCCGCCCAUACGCCCGCCGCCCCCCCGCUCGCCACCCAAAUGUGUCCAGAUGGAGCGUCACGUGAUCCGGCCUCCGCCCAUCUGCCCUCCUCCCGACAGGCUGCCUCUGGCCGAUGGGCGGAGCCACGUGCUGCAGCGUGAAACCUGGUUGGCCAUUUUCAGUCACCUGAGUCACCGUGAGCUGUGUGUGUGUAUGAGGGUGUGUCGCACCUGGAACCGCUGGUGCUGUGAUAAGCGGUUAUGGAUAAAGAUCAACGUGAGCCGCUGUAAGUCCAUCACCCCUCUGAUGCUGAGCGGAAUCAUCCGGAGACAGCCCCUCACACUGGACCUCAGCUGGACCAACAUCUCCAAGAAGCAACUGAGCUGGCUCAUCAACAGGCUGCCUGGUCUGCGUGUGUUGAUCCUCUCCGGGUGUUCCUGGGCGGCCGUCUCCGCUCUCUGUACCUCCAGCUGUCCUCUCCUGCGCUCGUUGGACCUGCAGUGGGUGGAGGGACUGAGAGACACACAGAUUAAAGACCUGCUGUCUCCACCUACAGACAACAGGCCAGGUCAGAUGGACACUCGGAGUAAACUGCGGAACGUUCUGGAUCUACGUCUCUCAGGGUUGGACAUCACUGAUGUGUCUCUCCGUCUCAUCAUCAAAAGCAUGCCGCUGUUAAAACAUCUGGAUCUCAGUUACUGUAACCACGUCAACGACCAGAGCGUUAACCUGCUGACCGCCGCUGGGACGACCACCCGCGACUCUCUCACAGACAUCAACCUGUCAGUGUGUAACAGGAUAACGGAUCAGUCCCUGAGUUACUUUAAGCGCUGUGCGAGUAUCUGUCGUAUCGACCUGCGCUUCUGUAAGCAGGUGAGCAGGCAGGCGUGCGAGCGCUUCAUCGCCGAGAUGUCCGUCAGCGUCUCCUUCUGCCUGAAGGAGGAGAAACUGCUGCAGAAGCUCAGCUAACACACACACACACACACUCUCUCUCACACACACACAUGGUGAACAUUCAACACAGGACAUUAAAGCAUGUGUUAUACAAUAAAAUAUGUAUUUAAAUAAACAGACAGAAAUGGAUGUGUCUCUCACACACAUACACACACACGGUCAUCGUGUUUCUAUUGGAGCGCGAUGUCGCUGCUCAUCGUGUGUGUGUGUUCAGUUUCAGUUAAAUAUGGUUUGGUGGGUUUUUAUCUCUGUAUAAUGGAAUUUUUUUAUACGUUUGUUGUUUAUGUUCAACGUUUUGCUUCUGUAUCGCCAUGGUUACAGCAUUUCAUCAUGAAAACGCAGCACGCUUCAGUUGUCUCCGUCAGCAGGGCGGGGGCGGGGCUCGAAUCAAAUGAGCCGUUAACGAUGGACUGAUCGUGUUGGAACGAAGCUCCGCCCCUUUUCUCCACGACUCGUCCGGGUCGGGUCGGCGCUGGAGAAGCUGCUGCAGUGGUUUAUUAUUGAAUCAGUGCCAUGCUUUCAGGCUCCAUACCUCACGAGGCGUGUGUGUGUGUUAGAAAUGAAAUCGAGUGGAAGCUUAAAGAAAGAAAAAAAAUCAUUUAUACAUUUGUAUGAAUUAAUGUGAGUUUCAGGUUUUUUUUAUUUUAAUUAGUGUGUACAGUAUGUUUCUGUUCCCCGAGACACACACUCCGGACUCCACACAGACCCGACUGCAUCUGGGAGGGGGGUGGCUGUGUGUUUAUUAUGGCAGUGUUCCCCCUCCAUCACAGCGUUCCCCCUCCAUCACUCUGCUCAGUAAUGAUGAGAAACGUUACCGUGUUGUUCCGCUUCAACACUUCAGUGUAAAUUUGGCUAUUUAUAUUUGUACGCUGUAAUAAAAGAAGAGAAAUGCUCA
Messenger RNA from Clarias gariepinus (North African catfish), 3402 nucleotides. RefSeq names its product lysine (K)-specific demethylase 2Ba (gene kdm2ba). The transcript is spliced from 12 exons. Gene Ontology annotation, biological process: protein demethylation; regulation of transcription by RNA polymerase II. The record is from RefSeq and is a predicted model, not a curated record. Gene Ontology annotation, molecular function: transcription coregulator activity; histone demethylase activity; zinc ion binding. NCBI's taxonomy places the organism in Eukaryota, Metazoa, Chordata, Actinopteri, Siluriformes, Clariidae. The coding region runs from base 240 to 2522 and encodes 760 amino acids.